CCUUUUCCGGUACGAUCGGCCUACAGACAGCCAUGCCUCUCGCAAAGGAUUUACUUCACCCCUCUAUUGAAGAAGAGAGACGUAUGUGCAAAUUGAAGCGUCUGGUACAAAGUCCAAACUCUUAUUUUAUGGAUGUUAAAUGUCCAGGCUGUUAUAAAAUAACAACCGUAUUCAGCCACGCUCAGACCGUAGUACUAUGCGUUGGAUGUUCAACCGUGCUGUGCCAGCCUACAGGUGGAAAAGCUAGGUUGACUGAGGGAUGCUCCUUCAGAAAGAAGCAACAUUAA
Messenger RNA from Dimorphilus gyrociliatus, 287 nucleotides. Lineage: Eukaryota; Metazoa; Annelida; Polychaeta; Dinophilidae. The record is from the annotation of a GenBank genome assembly.